Messenger RNA from Selaginella moellendorffii, 705 nucleotides. RefSeq names its product scarecrow-like protein 9. Gene Ontology annotation, cellular component: nucleus. NCBI's taxonomy places the organism in Eukaryota, Viridiplantae, Streptophyta, Lycopodiopsida, Selaginellales, Selaginellaceae. The transcript is spliced from 2 exons. Bases 1 to 705 code for a protein of 234 amino acids. Gene Ontology annotation, molecular function: sequence-specific DNA binding; DNA-binding transcription factor activity. Gene Ontology annotation, biological process: regulation of DNA-templated transcription. The record is from RefSeq and is a predicted model, not a curated record.
AUGCGGGCCAACCUCUUGGUGGAGGGCGAGGGUGUCUGCCACAGGGAAUGGCCUCUUCACGGCGAUGUGUCACGCGAGGCCAACCGCGGGAGCGAUGCUCAAGUCGGUCGAUUGCAAGAACUGGCGAAUACUCCGGGCGGUCCUCCGUAUCUGCGCAUCACCGGCAUCGAUUCUCCAUUACCAGGGGGUGGCAGCGCCAGCGACGUGGGGUGCAUGCUCCGGGAGUACGCGCAGUCGAUCGGGCUGCCUUUCAAGUUCCGGGCCAUGUCGAAGAAGUGGGAGAACAUCGAUGCAGCAACGCUGCUCCUGAGUGACGAUGAAGUUCUAGCCAGGAACCAAGUCAAUCUCAUGCUGAAUUCCACGUUGUGGAGGACCAACUUGCUUGACGAAUCCAUUCUCGCCGAGAGCCCGAGGAAAGUGUGGCUCAACUGGGUGUGGAGCUUGAAUCCCAGAGUGUUCGUCCAGGGGAUGAACAACGCGAGCUACAACGUCCCCUUCUUCAUGACGUGGUUCCUCGAGGCGCUGACACACUUUACACUGCUCUUCGAAGCCAUCGAUUGCUGCUCGCAGCCGGAGAGCAAGGAGCGGCACUUGCUGGAGCAGGAGAAGAACGGGUGGGAGAUCGUCAACAUCGUGGCGUGCGAGAGAUUGGAGCAAGUGGAGCGAGCGGAGACUCACAAGCAGUGGCACUCGAGGACGCAGUGA